CCCCUUUCCCACCCCCCCCCCCCCAACAACCAACCUCCUCCUCCUCCUCCUCCUGCUCCUCAGCCUUCCCCAUCUUUCAUGUUUGUGUUUGCAGCACGCCGGGAAAUAAGGAGCCCGCGGAUCCGUGCGAGCCGGGAGCCGGGCGAAGCCGGGGAGGCGCCGUGCAGCACCUUGGACAGCGCACGCAGCAAACAUGGCUCCGAUCACAGCUAGCAGGGAGGAAUUUGAUGAAAUUCCUACAGUGGUUGGAAUCUUUAGUGCAUUUGGCCUUGUCUUCACAGUCUCCCUAUUUGCUUGGAUCUGCUGCCAGCGCAAAUCGUCCAAAUCUAAUAAGACCCCUCCAUACAAAUUUGUCCAUGUGCUGAAGGGGGUUGACAUUUAUCCAGAGAAUCUCAACAGCAAGAAGAAAUUUGGAGCAGAUGACAAAAGUGAAGGAAAGAACAAAUUGGUGAUGCCAAAGAAUUCUCUGCAUCUUGACCUGGAGAAGAGAGAUCUGAAUGGCAACUUCCCCAAAACAACGCCCAAAAUCCAGAGCUCCUCAGAUCUUGAGAACUUGAGUCCAAAGCACUUUACAGAAAGGGAGAAAGAUUCAAUAUCUCCUGAUAGCUUGAAGUCCAACAUGUCACUGUCUUCUGAAGAGAAACAAGAAAAGCUAGGAACUCUCUUUUUCUCUUUAGAGUACAACUUUGAGAAGAAGUCAUUUGUGGUGAAUAUCAAAGAAGCACGUGGGUUGCCAGCAAUGGAUGAGCAGUCAAUGACUUCUGAUCCCUAUAUCAAAAUGACAAUCCUACCCGAGAAGAAGCACAAAGUGAAAACCAGAGUGCUGAGAAAAACCUUAGAUCCAGCUUUUGAUGAGACCUUCACAUUUUAUGGGAUCCCCUAUAGCCAAAUUCAAGAUUUAACCCUUCAUUUUAUGAUCUUGAGCUUUGACAGGUUUUCCAGAGAUGACAUCAUUGGAGAAGUCCUCAUUCCACUCUCAGGAAUUGAGUUGUCUGAGGGAAGGAUGCUAAUGAACAGGGAGAUCAUCAAACGCAACGUUAGGAAGUCAUCUGGGCGUGGAGAAUUGCUGAUCUCUCUCUGUUACCAAUCUACAACAAACACUCUGACCGUGGUUGUUUUAAAAGCUCGGCACCUACCCAAAUCUGAUGUCUCAGGAUUAUCAGAUCCUUAUGUCAAGGUGAACCUGUACCAUGCUAAGAAAAGAAUCUCUAAAAAGAAAACCCAUGUGAAGAAAUGCACCCCCAAUGCAGUAUUCAAUGAACUGUUUGUCUUUGACAUUCCUUGUGAAGGCCUUGAUGACAUCAGCAUUGAAUUUUUGGUGUUGGAUUCUGAUAGGGGGUCCAGGAAUGAGGUCAUUGGCCGGUUAACCCUGGAAGCUUCAGCAGAAGGAACAGGUGGAGAGCACUGGAAGGAAAUUUGUGAAUAUCCUAGGAGACAAAUUGCCAAAUGGCAUAUGCUGUGUGAUGGUUAGCAGCUUAGAAAUGGGUUGGAACUUAAUAAAUAUUUCCAUAGGCAAGGAGCAAUUUUCUUUCUUUGCAAUGUAUAAUUACAGGCUUGUAACAACAAGACAUUUUUUGUUAAGACUGGAUUGAAUUAUCACAAGAGAAGGUAACUAAAUUUUCACAUUAAACAAAGUUGUUUCAAAUCCUUAGGAAUUUAGCAUAAUUUAAUAAGAGAUUCGUAUUCUGCUGGAGUUUAUAUAGCUGUACACUUCUGAAGCAGUGUAAACUUCAAUAAGAACAACCACUCUUUUAUGAAUAAGUCAUGGGAAAUCCUAGAUUACUGCUAUCAUGGAGAAGAUUAUAACCUCAUUAAUAUAUAUUGCUAGAUCUAGGAAUAGAUACUUGGGUUUUUCAUUCUAAAAAGUGGGGGUAGGGAGGAAAGUGAGUGGGAGAGAAAGUUCCUUUGGAUUAACCUUGUAUCAGAAACCUUCUCUUAUGAAAAGUCAACCAUCUUUUCAUAAAUUUAGGGUACUCCUGUUUUGAUCAACCCAAAGACUGAAGAAAUUUUCAACAACUGGCUUUUACAUAUCAUAUGACAUCAUGUGCAAAUAGUUGUUCUAUGUGUGAAAUAUUGUAUAAUCAUUUGUGUUUGGGAUUUUUUUAAUAAAAUGGCAUUUUAUUACAAUGGAUGGAAUAAAUACAUUCAAAAAGUCAGUUAACAAAUCAAAAGUAAUAGUUUUACCAAAAGGGCUUGGUUCUAGGUGAGUGAAUGUGUUCAAAUAGUGUUAGGAUUUGUGAUUUAGGUAUAGCCUGCAAUUUUCCCCCCUGAAAGGUUAUACACUGAAUAUUUCUAGCCAAGGUAAGGCAAGAUAAUGACAUAUAAGGAAUAUUAUAACAAAUGGUCUUACACCUAUUUUAGUUGAAAAGGCUUAGUGGUGCUUAAAAAAAUAGUGUUUAAAAUGUGUUUCUAUUUGACUUCAUUGAACUAAAACAAACACAAAAAAUCCCUUAAAAGUUUUUUAAAAUAAUAAAAACAAAAAAACCCACUAUCAAAUAUUGUAUGACAGGCAGGAAAAUCCUUUUCUGCUCAAAUAUACCGAUGUAGUUAACUUUAUGGUCUGAGUAAUCUUGCUAAAGUCCAGGGGAAUAGUCUAGCACAUGCUCAAAUGUUUGCAGGAUCAGAGACCAGUUAGCAUUAUAACUCAUGCUAUCAUGUUAGAUGAAUUAUUUUGAAGUAGCACUUUAUUUAAUUUCCAUAUGUAUUUAUGCCUGACUGUAUUGAAAAUUGUAGGUGGGGGGAAAUACCACCAUGAAUUCAUAGUGUGCAACAUGUAUGUAUAAAGUGAUUUAAGUUGUGCCAGAGUGGAGGAAUAAAGUGUAACAUAAACUGAACAAGUAUAGACAUAAAACGUUUGAGCCUUGUGAAACGUAUUUAUGUUUGUACCAGGUACAUUUUAGGCUGCCAAACUAGCACAACUGUAAGCAGAUAGUUUGCUAUUGGCUUUGUACAGUGAUUUCUGAUACAGUGUUGUCUAAAAACAUUACUUUAAAGUCCUCUUGAAUCACGAGAUUUGUAAAGAACCCUAUAGACAUGUUAGCAGUGGAAACUGAAGGGGAUUCAGAAGUGCAGGGUCAGUUUUUGAUAUUUGUGCCCAGACUGCAUAUAUUUACUUCAUAAAUAAUCCCAUUGAAGUCAAUGAGACUGUGAGGAUUAUUGACUUUGAAAAAGGGUAGUAGAAUGGGUGGAUGAGAAAAUAUUUUGAAUAACUGAUACUGAAUGAGGGUGUCAGCAAGAGAAAACUCCUGGUCUUGUUCAAUUCAACCAGAGUUUUGUUGGGAACACACUUUGACCAUAAAGAGACACGUGAACAGAGGAAGCUGGAAUAUGAAAUAUGCAAGUAAGAAAUAAAUAUUACUGGAAGAAUUCUAUUGAGGCUCUUUCAGGUUUUGUGUCAGUAGUUUAUCCAGUUUUUGAGAAUGUGUUUGAUAUUACAGUGUUUAUAAAGUUAUAUAAAAAUACAUUUUCAGAACAACCUAUACAUGCUUUUUAUGACAAUGCUCAGUGUAAAAAAAAGCAAUUGCAUAUUGUAUGUCUAAAAGAAUAGAAUCUUGUUUUAUUAUUAUUAUUGUUUAGACACUGCUGAUCUACUCAAGUGCUAGAUUUUACCAGGUUUAUUCAACUACGGCAGGAUGCAAAACCCACUGAAGUCGAAAGGAAAAGCUUCCAUUCAUUUCAACGGGCUUUGGGUCAAUGUUGUAGAGUAGUAUCUUAUUCCUGAACAGUCCCUAGCAAAACCAAUGGGACUGUUGAUGUAAUAAGAUAAUACCCAGUGUAAUUAAGGAUGAUAGAGCCUAGCACAGAGAUAGCAGUAUCAUUGCCUAGAUUACAAUACCCUAUCUAAUGUUGAAAAGAACCUUGCACCAUGAGUGAUCCCACUCAAGUAGGUAGCGUAAGGGUAUAGUACAAACUGGCCUGUAGAUAGCACUUCUUUGAAAAUGCAAUCAGUUGAUCAGACCCAUCAAUUUAGAGAAGACACAAAUCCUUGCAUUCAGAAAACCAUUUUUAACCUAACUAUAGUCUGUGAUCAUCUCUCAUUUUUGCCAUCCAAAGGGAUGUGGCCAGAAGAAUGUUGUUUUUUUUUUUUUUUAAGUUUCUAUAACAACCUGAGUGUUAAUAUUUCUACCAGCUAAAUGACAGUUACUGGUGGGGGGGGGGGGAACAGGGGAGAGGGAAAUGAAGCAUUUUUUAUUACAUUGAAAAAGUUGUAAAUAGGAUUUUUGGUUUUAUUUUAAAGAAAUGUUUAACUUGGAAAGUUAAGAUGACUUGAAACACAUCUGUAGACCAGACAAGGCAGGAAUGGGCAUAGUUCUGGCCUGAGUUAAAAAAAAAAAAAAUGUUGUUUUAUAAAGUAUUCAACUCUCAAUGUGAAUAUCUUGAGCUCUGUUAAGGAUAACGUACUGUAUUAAACAUGUAAAAUAAUGUUUGUCUAAGUAGCUUACAAAAAAUUUUAAAAAGCCCUGAAUGGGAGGUAAUCCAUGUUUGAAGACCUGUUGUAACUAAAUAACUGAUUUGUUAUGAUGUUGUAACUUGAUAGUAUUUGAGAGGAAGCAUGGUGUAUGAGGUUUUGUAAGUUUUUUGUGCUGGCUCUGUAUGUUGUGCCAUGUAUGUAAGACACGAAUAAACUACUGCUCAUUCAUCCCAUCCCAACACAAAA
Molecule: messenger RNA, 4657 nt
Organism: Alligator mississippiensis (American alligator)
Lineage: Eukaryota; Metazoa; Chordata; Crocodylia; Alligatoridae
Gene: SYT4
Product: synaptotagmin 4
Exons: 4
Coding region: 194-1471 (425 amino acids)
Biological process (GO): calcium-ion regulated exocytosis; vesicle fusion; regulation of calcium ion-dependent exocytosis
Cellular component (GO): synapse; membrane; axon
Molecular function (GO): SNARE binding; calcium-dependent phospholipid binding; clathrin binding
Source: RefSeq, a predicted model, not a curated record